CUGCUCUGAGUUCAGUGUAGCGAGGAUAUUGUCCCUUGAAUUAACAAAAAUAGCUGUAGCGGCAACUUUACGUACUCAACUGUUCUUCCCAGGCCCAACCCGGGCCCCACAGGCCCACACCCUAGUCCCAGUUAAGUGACUGACUGCCAGCUGUAUUGGCACGGGAAGUCGGGCUGCUGGCAAAUGUGCCAGCCAGCGCCCGCCUGUACCUGUGGUUCUACCUUCUUCACAGCACAUGUCACGAUGAAGUACUCAAGAUUUUUAACUCAGGUGUCAAGGAACCGCCAGCCGUCUCUCAUAAGAGAAAUGACAAAUCUGUUGGUACAAGCUUCCCCUGAACUGGUGUUUAUGGCUGGAGGUCUUCCCAAUGCACAGAUGUUCCCCUUCCAAGCUGGCUCCAUCACCCUAAAGGAUGGCCGUGCCCUCACCAUCCAUCCAAAGCUGAUGAUGGACUGCCUUCAAUAUAGCCCAACUCCAGGUUAUCCACCACUGGUCAAGCAACUCAAGACCCUCACUCAACAGCUUCACUCGCCACCACGAUGGGCUGAAAUGGAUCUGAUUGUUACAGCUGGUAGCCAAGAUGGAUUGUGCAAAGCCUUGGAAAUGAUGAUAUCUCCAGCAGACUACAUUGUCACUCAGGAACCUUGUUACACUGGCACCCUAUCAAUACUGAACCCAUACAAGCCACAGUAUUUGCCAGUAUGUGGGGAUCAAAAUGGCAUGUGUCCUGAAGCCUUGAAAGCAGCACUUUCAAAAUGGAAGCCAGAGGAAGUGCAGGAUGCAGAGAAAGAUGUUCCCAAGGUGUUGUAUGUGAACCCUAAUGCCUGCAAUCCGACUGGUGUGUCUUUGCCAGCGGACAGGCGACAGGAAAUAUACAAAAUUGCAUCUGACUACAAUCUCAUUAUUUUAGAGGAUGAUCCAUACUACUUUGUACAGUUUGGUGAUAGGAAGAACUUUCCUCCGAGCUUCCUGAGUAUGGAUGUUGAUUGCCGGGUGAUCAGAUUUGAUUCAUUUUCCAAGAUCUUGAGCUCUGGCAUUCGUGUUGGUUACGUGACAGGACCCAAGCCACUUGUGGAAAGAAUUCUUCUGCAUGCUCAGGUGUCUCUUCUUCAUGCCCCUGCCAUGUCCCAGGUAUUGGUGAGUGAGCUGCUUGAACUGUGGGGUGAAGAAGGUUUCUUCAAACACACAGAGGCAGUACAGGCCUUCUACCUUGAGCAGAGGAAUGCUAUGAUGGAAGCUGCUGAAAAACAUCUCUCAGAUUUGUGUGAAUGGGCAGUCCCUACAGGAGGCAUGUUUCUGUGGCUUAAAGUGCCCAAGAUCCAUGACACAUGGGACAUGAUUCUGGAGCGUGCCCUUACCAAGAAUGUGAUUCUUGUUCCUGGCAAGGCAUUCAUGUGUGACUCAUCCAAACCCUCCCAGUACAUGAGGGCUGCUUUCUCUAUUGUGUCACCAGAGAAUAUGGAUAAGGGAUGCAGAAAUCUAGCUGAAUUGAUUCGUGAAGAAAUGGUUCUUCAAAAGACUGUUGGCAACUCUGAUUGAUCAUUGUGAGUUGUGUCCUGUGGUGUUGUAUUUAGAGAGCACUCUGGUAUUAGAUUGAUGCUGUAGUACUAUAUUUUGAUGUAUUAAAAAAUCAAGAUUCCAGGAAUAAACUAUUUUAACAAAUA
This is a messenger RNA of Portunus trituberculatus (swimming crab), 1664 nucleotides long. RefSeq names its product kynurenine/alpha-aminoadipate aminotransferase, mitochondrial-like. Gene Ontology annotation, biological process: biosynthetic process. The record is from RefSeq and is a predicted model, not a curated record. Gene Ontology annotation, molecular function: L-kynurenine:2-oxoglutarate transaminase activity; pyridoxal phosphate binding. The transcript has 11 exons. Bases 184 to 1539 code for a protein of 451 amino acids. Lineage: Eukaryota; Metazoa; Arthropoda; Malacostraca; Decapoda; Portunidae.